Gaeumannomyces tritici R3-111a-1 is the source of this 234-nucleotide messenger RNA. RefSeq lists its product as hypothetical. NCBI's taxonomy places the organism in Eukaryota, Fungi, Ascomycota, Sordariomycetes, Magnaporthales, Magnaporthaceae. The record is from RefSeq and is a predicted model, not a curated record. The transcript has 2 exons. Bases 1 to 234 code for a protein of 77 amino acids.
AUGUCCGCGAACGGCAUCAAUGUGCGCCAGAGCCUAGUGGCUGGCGCCGCUGUACGCGGGGCGGAACGCGUCCUUUGCGUCCAUCUCGGCCUCGGUGGCCAACUUCUCGUCCCCCUGUCCGACUCGAUGCGCACGACGGGGGCCGGGCCCGACGCGCCCCGUAGGGAGGACCCCGACGCGCCCUUUGUGCGCGGCGCCGUGAUGGGGAGCACGCUCUGCAUCCGCUUCGUCUGA